Nothoprocta perdicaria is the source of this 4707-nucleotide messenger RNA. RefSeq names its product endoplasmic reticulum aminopeptidase 1 (gene ERAP1). Lineage: Eukaryota; Metazoa; Chordata; Aves; Tinamiformes; Tinamidae. The record is from RefSeq and is a predicted model, not a curated record. The transcript is spliced from 18 exons. Gene Ontology annotation, biological process: proteolysis; peptide catabolic process. Gene Ontology annotation, molecular function: zinc ion binding; metalloaminopeptidase activity; peptide binding. Bases 1 to 2799 code for a protein of 932 amino acids. Gene Ontology annotation, cellular component: cytoplasm.
AUGGCCGCGGGGCGCCGCGCUCCGCCGCCACCCGGGCGCCUUCUGGCGCUCGUGGCGGCGCUGCUGGGCCUGGCGAGCGGCGGGCAGCGCGGCGGCCACGCGCCCUUCCCGUGGGGCGAGAGCAGGCUGCCCACGCACGUGGUGCCCCUGCACUACGACCUGCUCAUCCACGCCAACCUCAGCACGCUGACCUUCUCCGGCGCAGCCCGAAUCCGCGUGGCGGUCGCGCAGCAGACAGACUGGCUCGUCCUGCACAGCAAGCGCCUGCGCAUCGCCCAGGCCGCCAUCGAGGGCGAGGGCGAGGGCGGCCGUGCUGCGCGGGACGUGCAGGUUUUGGAGCACGAGGCCCGGGAGCAGGUGGCCCUGCGUGCCGCCGAGCCGCUGCGGGCCGGGCACAGCUACACGGUCAGCGUGCGCUACGCUGCCAACCUCUCCGAGGCUUUCCAUGGCUUCUACAAAAGCACCUACAGGGGCCGGGAUGGAGAGCUCAGGGUACUUGCGUCCACACACUUUGAGCCAACAGCUGCACGAAUGGCCUUCCCGUGUUUUGAUGAACCCGCCUUCAAAGCCACAUUUUCGAUCAAGAUUAGGAGGGAGCCAAAGCACCUUGCACUAUCCAACAUGCCACUUGUGAAAACCAUUAAUAUAUCUGCAUCGCUUGUUGAGGACCAUUUUGAUACGAGUGUAAAGAUGAGUACUUACUUGGUGGCCUUUAUUGUUUCAGAUUUUAAAUCGGUCAGCAAAAUAACUAGUCAUGGAGUUAAGAUUUCUGUAUACACAGUACCAGACAAGAUCCACCAAGCUGAUUAUGCUUUGGAUGCAGCAGUAAAACUUUUAGACUUUUAUGAAGAUUAUUUUAGUAUUCCAUAUCCUUUACCUAAACAAGAUUUAGCAGCUAUUCCUGAUUUUGAGUCUGGUGCUAUGGAGAACUGGGGAUUGACCACGUACCGGGAAUCUGCAUUGCUGUAUGACCCUGCAACGUCCUCGGUGUCCUCCAAAUUGUUUAUCACUAUGAUAAUAGCCCAUGAACUGGCUCAUCAGUGGUUUGGCAACCUAGUUACCAUGGAGUGGUGGAAUGACCUGUGGUUAAAUGAAGGGUUUGCAAAGUUUAUGGAGUUUGUGUCGGUCAGCGUUACCCACCCAGAACUGAGAGUCGAAGAUUAUUUCUUAGGCAAAUGUUUUGAUGCCAUGGAAGUUGAUGCGUUAAAUUCAUCACAUCCCAUGUCUACUCCUGUGGAAGAUCCAGCUGAAAUUUUAGAAAUGUUUGAUAAUGUUUCAUAUGAAAAGGGAUCUUGUAUAUUAAAUAUGCUGAGGGACUACAUGGCUGCUGAUGUGUUUAAAGCUGGACUCAAGCAGUAUCUGCAGAAAUACAGCUAUCAAAAUGCAAAAAACGAAGAUUUGUGGAACAGUAUGACAAAGAUUUGCCCUACUGUAGGUACUGAUGAAAGCACAUUAGAAGGUGAUAACUUUUGCAGAAGAAACCAAGAAUCACAUUCAAAUGCACACUGGACCAAAAGAGACACUCUUGAUGUGAGGGCCAUGAUGAACACUUGGACACUGCAGAAGGGUUUUCCCCUCGUAACUGUCACUGUGAGAGGAAAGAAUGUCCAUCUGCAGCAGGAGCGCUACAGGAAGGAAGUGGAUUCUCCUCUGCCCUCAGAGUACUUGUGGCACAUUCCACUAACCUACAUUACCAGUAAAUCUGACAUUGUUCAAAGAUUUUUGAUGACAACUAAAACAGAUGUCUUCAUCCUUCCAAAAGAAGUAGAAUGGAUUAAAUUCAAUGUUGGCAUGAAUGGAUAUUAUAUUGUGCACUAUGAAGAUGAUGGAUGGGAUCGUCUGAUUAACCUUUUGAAAGAGAACCAUACGGCGAUCAGCAGCAACGACAGGGCAAGUCUCAUUAACAAUGUCUUCCAGCUUGUGAGAAUAAAGAAAAUGUCCAUUUCCAAAGCUUUUGAUCUAACUUUAUACCUGAAACAUGAGACAGAAAUCAUGCCUGUAUUCCAAGGUAUGCAGGAACUCAUUCCCAUAUACAAGCUUAUGGAGAGGAGGGACAUGGAUGACACAGCAAAUCAAUUAAAGGAGUAUAUAGUCAAUCUGUUCAGAGACCUAAUCGACAGGCAGUCUUGGAACGAUGACGGCUCGGUGCCGGAGCGAAUGCUCAAGCACUCGCUGCUGCUCUUCGCCUGCGUGUGCGGCUACCAGCCCUGUGUGGACAAAGCACAAGAAUAUUUUGUGAAAUGGCAGAAAUCCAAUGCAACCUUGAGCUUGCCAAGAGAUGUGAAGACAGCCGUGUAUGCUGUUGGAGCACAAACACCUGAAGGCUGGGAUUUCCUCCUUAGUAAAUACAGGCUGCAUUCAUUCAACCUCGAAAAAGAUGCAAUUGCUUUGGCUCUCAGCCUCAGCAAGAAUAAUGACAAACUUCAGUGGUUAAUGGAUCAAGGUCUGCGUGGUGACAUAAUAAAAACACAGGAUCUUCCAUACAUUAUUGGCUUUGUUGCCAGAAACCCAUCUGGUUAUCAUCUGGCUUGGAGAUUUCUGAAGAACAAAUGGGAAGAACUUGUACAAAAGUUUGAACUCGGUUCACGCUCCAUAGCCACCAUUGUCAGCGCAGUGACAAAUCAGUAUUCCCUGAGGUCGCAGCUCCUCGAGGUGAAAGAUUUCUUCAAUUCUCUGGACGAAAAAAGUUCACAGCUGCGUUGUGUCCAACAAGCUAUUGAAACCAUUGAAGACAACAUAAGGUGGAUGGAUAGGAAUUUUGAGGAAAUUGAAACAUGGCUACAAAACAAAAAACUAUAAAACAUUAUUUACAUUUGCCAAAAAUAGCUGAAAAAGCACUGAAAACUCAGAAGUGGAGAGAGAACUAAAUUUGUUUCUUUAAGUUUUCCAAGGCAGUCUAAUCCUGAUGGCCAGAACUUUUAUGUUCCAAGCAAUCCACAGUGCUGAAAUAACCCUAGACUGCUUGUGGAUCGUUUUACCAAGCAGCAGUUUUAAGAAAAAAAAAAAAGCAACUUUUAUUGUCCAGUGGGCUAAGGGUGGCGGAGGUGAUUACUGGAUCUCUGAGAUGUAUUUAUUUCUUCUGAAAAAGUAGAAAAGAGUUGUUACUUUUCUGCAAAGUCAAAUGUUCCACCUGUGAAUGCCUACCCUUCCUCUCUCUUUUUCACAAAGGCCCGGCUGCUUGCUUUAUCUGAUACUUAAGUAAACUCAAAUUAUAGAGCCAGAAACUCUAGAAAGAGGAAAGAAAUUCUUGCUUUCCCUGGGCCUUUAUCUUUGCAGUCUGUGGUGCAGGAAACUAAUUGAAAAAUAUAUAUUAAGCAUCCCAGACCUAGAAAAUGAGUAUCAAUUCUAAUGAACACUGCAUAUUUCAGAGUCAGUUUGGAAAGGGCUAUGUCUAUGCAAGGGUAUUUUUAGUGUUUCAGGGCUGGAGGCAGCUGGUACCAGCUCCAUCUCUGCCACGGUGCUGCAGAGCAGCUGCUGUGCCCUUCACUUGCCCUCAUCCCAGCCUGCUCCACUACAGCAGCACAGCUGACGAGGGAAGAAUUCCAUUAUGUUUUUAUGUUAAGCUUCAGGAAAUGGUGUGGAAUUUUAAAAAAGCACUCAUUUUUGAUUAAUAAGCAGUUUCAGCUAGAACUCCGAAUGAUCAUUAGCCUGAGGUUAAUUGCCGUAAGCAGAAAAAUGAUGAUGACUAUUGUGCCCCCAAAAGCUACAGAAAACUGAGCUGCAUCCAUGGGAGUUUCUUUUUUUUUUUUUCUUUUUUUUUCUCUUUCCCCCAAACAAGCUGAGCGUGACCUUCUCUGAAUACUGAAAUUGUAGAAAUCCUGUAGCUAAUAACCAUUAAAGAAAAUACCAAGUACCUAUCACAUGUGCCUAUGCUGACCUGCUCUUCAUUACCAAGUUUUGGUUCCAUGGCUUUUCUUUUCUCUCCUGUUCUCUGUCCUUUUCCUCCUCGCUAUCUCAAAGGGGUCAAAAGCGUCACUAAAAAGAUUUAGGAAAAAAGAAGUAGGAGCACGAGCUUUUGCCAGCACCUUGUUCCCUAUUCUCACAGCCAGAAAACACUAACUUAGGCACAGGCUGUUGAACACCUAUUUUAUUAGAGCUCAGAAAGACUUUUAACAUCUGCUAAUGACUGGCUAAAGUUCUGUCAGAAUUGCAAGAAGCAAUAGACAGGUGCACAAUUAAACCAAAUUUGUGUGUGUGUGUGUGUAAGUUUGAGAGAUAAUCAAGUCUUAGAGUAAUUGAUAACACACAGGAAGAGUUGAAAACCCAGUAGUUGAGGUAUCACUGCUCUUUAAAAAAUAUUUUCACAGCAAACUUAAAAAAAAGCAAGUUAACAGAACAUCCUUAUUCAUACCCUUCUAGAUAAAAUAUUUUUGUGCAUCAGUUUUUCACCCACUGUCUGUUCCUUUCUGUUGCUAUUAUCAUCUGUUAUGUGCAGUGUAAUUUCCUACAAUAACUCCUUCAUUUUCACUUUGCAAUUUUUCCAGCUACACAUAUUUGCAGAAAAUUGCUGUUGGGCAUUCCUAUCCAAGACAGCUCCCCCAUGCAAUUCCCCAAAUCCUUUUCUCUGUGUUGUUUUUUUAUUAUUAUUUUUAAAUAGAAGCAGCAUUGAUUAUCAGAUAAGUAGAGCCCCUGUAGCCCCCUCUCUAGAAUUGUGACAAGGGGCUUUGUCACAUUUCCUCAUUAAUGGUCAGCAAGUGAACUGCGUGA